Messenger RNA from Drosophila erecta, 1682 nucleotides. RefSeq names its product DNA damage-regulated autophagy modulator protein 1. NCBI's taxonomy places the organism in Eukaryota, Metazoa, Arthropoda, Insecta, Diptera, Drosophilidae. The transcript has 4 exons. The record is from RefSeq and is a predicted model, not a curated record. The coding region runs from base 552 to 1292 and encodes 246 amino acids.
CCGACGUUUUCCCGAAAGUUUUAAAAUUCAACCUGUCUGUCGAUAUUAUUGCAUUAUUUUUGAUUUCUGAUACCAGGCAAACAGAAAUCAUAGCAGGAGUCAGCUGGCAGCCCAGAAUAAAACCAAAACAGCUGAUAUAUUUCAUGAUGGCUGCCGUUUACAUUUUUCCAGUCAUUAUUCGACCAAUAGGAAAUCAGCUAGGUGGAAGGUAACCGUUAGUCUGAAAUUAAGCGCAUACUAGAGAUGAGCAAACUGAAUGUUUCAUCGUCCGUGUCAUGAGUAAGCCCGAUAGACGCGAAGUAACAGUACAUUUAAUAGUACUUCAUUAUAUUGUGGUAGUAGGGGUAUGUCACUUACCCACUUCAGGAAUCCCCCCAUGGCUUAAAAAUUCGGCCGAGCAGCAGCUAUAAUUCAGUCGAUUCAGCAGCACUGCCAGAGACCCAAACAUUUCGGUCCCUUGUUCGGUUUGCUGCAGCGCAAUUAAAUAGGAUACGUUUGUUGUGGCCAGUGCUGCGACCCACCACCGCCCGCAUCCACCAUUCCCUGGCGCGAUGUCGCAGGUUUACUUGCUACCGGUGGCCACGUUCCUGAUCUUCCAGGUCACCUUUCUCGGCACGUACAUCUUUGCCGUGCUGGAGGGGCAUGUGGUGCCCACGGUUCCGUACAUCAGCGAUGCUGCCACCUACUCACCGGAGAGCUGUGUGUUCGGCCAGCUUAUCAACAUAGGCAGCGUUCUGCUGGGAAUCACCAUCUAUGUGCGCUAUCGCCAGGUGCUGCAGCUGUACGAACACCACCCGGAUUUGGAUGCCUCGGUGCUGCGUCAGAACCGACUGGCCCUGUGGUUCGGCCUGGUGUCCUGCCUGGGCAUCAGCUUCGUGGGCAACUUUCAGGAGACGAACGUGCGGAUUGUCCACUUCAUUGGAGCCUUCUGCUGCUUCGGCUGCGGCACCUUGUACUUUUGGAUGCAGGCGCUCAUCUCGUAUCUGAUCUUCCCCAUGUCGGGCACCCGCAUUUACGCUCACUUGCGGCUGGGCAUGUCCGUGGUCUGCACGAUACUGUUCAUCCUGCUAGCGGUCACCGGCGUGAUGUCGCACAUUCUGUUCAAGGGACAGAAUCCGCGAAAGUGGUAUCCCUCGGACGGCGGCUGGUACUUCCACGUGGUCAGCUCUAUUUCGGAGUGGAUCAUCGCCACCAUCUUCAGUUUCUUCAUCCUCUCCUUCACGAAUGAGUUCCGCGACGUAUCGCUAUCGCAUCCCCAGAUUGCCUUGAUGUCCUAUUCGACCAUCAUUUAGAGGUUACCUUCAUAGAUUAGAUAGGAGUAGAAAUCAGCGUCUGGGUAAACCAGGGUUCCUUCAGCUUCAACAUUUUAAGUACAAUCCAAGGUGACAAGAGCACGGGUCUCGAGGACGAUGUGCUAGUCCGGGUGAUGUGCAAUUGCACUGAGGCAUCUCGCCUGUCUUCCCUCUCUUUCCGGUGCUCUUUCUCUGUCGGAUCGCUGUGAUAUGUGCAAAGUGUUUCCCAAAGAUUGGGAUCGGGUAGUUCCAAGGCGCAGAAAGCUGCUUGAUUGAGGAGUUACAUUUAUUCUUUACCCGCGUUCGUUUUACAUUAUACAUUAGAAUUACUAAAUCAAACUAAUCGGUAGAAAUGAUCUUCAAAUCUGUAAAAAAAAAAGCAAUUAAAUA